AUGAGCAAAGAGAACCACACGGGCAACUCGGGGUUCGUCCUUCUGGGCCUCUCUACCCAGCCAGAACAUCAGCAGCUCCUUGCUUUGCUCUUUCUCUCUAUGUACCUACUGACCCUUCUGGGGAAUCUGCUGACUGUCCUGCUGAUUCGUUCUGAUGCCCACCUCCUCCACACCCCCAUGUAUUUCUUCCUCAGCCACCUUUCUUUAGCAGAUGUGGGCUUUGCCUCUGCAACUCUCCCCAAGUUGCUCCAGAACCUUCUGUUUCAGGUCCAGACUAUCUCCUAUAGUGGGUGCUUGACCCAGAUGUAUUCCUACAUGGCAUUUGGCAACACAGACAGCUUCCUCUUGGCCUCUAUGGCCUAUGACCGCUAUGUGGCCAUUUGCCACCCUCUCCACUACACUGCCUUGAUGAGCCACAAGCGCUGCCUUCUCCUGGUAGCCAGUUGUUGGCUGCUGGCAUCUCUCCACUCUUUGCUGUACACAGUGAUGAUGUCUCGCCUCUCCUUCUGCUCCUCUCGGGAGAUCCCUCAGUUCUUCUGUGAGAUCUAUCCGCUGCUAGGACUCGCAUGCUCAGACACAAGCACUAUAGAGACUACAGCUCUCAUUGAGGGCUUUUUGGAUGUGCUGGGCCCCUUUGUCCUCAUUGUCAUUUCCUACGGGCACAUUUUCUACACAAUCCUCAAUGUGCCAUCUGCAAAUGGGAAGCGUAAGGCCUUCUCUACAUGUGGUUCUCACCUAGGCGUGGUAAUCCUCUUCUAUGGCACCCUCUGUUGGGUCUACUUGCAGCCUUCCUCAAGGAGCUCUGACCAGAAGAACAUUGUUGCUUCCCUCAUGUACACGGUGGUGACUCCCCUGCUGAACCCCUUCAUUUACACGCUCAGGAACAAUGACAUGAAGGCUGCCUUCCGAAGACUUGUCAGCAGGGUGAGAAGCUUUCAAGGAUACUAG
This is a messenger RNA of Hemicordylus capensis (graceful crag lizard), 948 nucleotides long. Its product is annotated as olfactory receptor 1E5-like. Gene Ontology annotation, molecular function: olfactory receptor activity; G protein-coupled receptor activity. The transcript has a single exon. Gene Ontology annotation, biological process: G protein-coupled receptor signaling pathway. The record is from RefSeq and is a predicted model, not a curated record. Lineage: Eukaryota; Metazoa; Chordata; Lepidosauria; Squamata; Cordylidae. Gene Ontology annotation, cellular component: membrane. The coding region runs from base 1 to 948 and encodes 315 amino acids.